CAAUAAAUCACGUCUCUCCGUUAGGGUGGCGUUUACCUCCCCGCCGGUUGAGAUGAUUCUGAUAAUUGAUAGCAGUGAAUCCUCGUUAUGCUUGUAAUAUUGCACUGCUGAUCUUUUUAUCUCAAUGGGCUGUUGCUAUUCUGCCGUGGGUAAUCGGGUUCCUGGCCAUGACGACCCAGUGACUCUUGCUUCUCAAACAGCUUUCAGUGUUAGUGAAGUUGAAGCAUUAUUUGAGCUAUUCAAGAGCAUAAGCAGUUCCGUAGUUGAUGAUGGGCUAAUUAGCAAGGAAGAAUUCUUAUUAGCUUUGUUCAAGAACAAAAAGAAACAGAACCUGUUUGCAAACAAGAUUUUUUCUCUUUUUGACGUUAAGCAUAAGGGGGUCAUUGAUUUUGGUGACUUUGUUACAUCACUUAAUGUUUUCCAUCCUCAAGCUCCACUAGAGGACAAAAUUGAUUUUUCGUUCAAGCUUUAUGAUUUGGAUGGAACGGGAUUCAUUGAGCGCCAUGAGGUUAAGCAAAUGUUGGUCGCACGUUUGCAGGAGUCUGAGCUGAAACUGGCUGAUGAGACCAUUGAGAUGAUAUUAGACAAUACAUUUUCAGAGGCGGAUGGAGACCGGGAUGGAAAGAUAGACAAAUCAGAAUGGCAUGCUUUUGUAUUCAAGAACCCUUCCCUGUUGAAGAUAAUGACACUUCCUUAUCUAAGGGAUAUUACAACAACAUUUCCGACCUUCGUUUUCAAUUCUCAAGUUGAAGAGACAGUAGAAGGUUUUUGGCUUAAUUCUUGUAGAAAUCUUUAGUGCCAUUCUUGCCGAUUGUAACUAAAAAAUGUGUUGAAA
Molecule: messenger RNA, 835 nt
Organism: Erigeron canadensis
Lineage: Eukaryota; Viridiplantae; Streptophyta; Magnoliopsida; Asterales; Asteraceae
Product: calcineurin B-like protein 9
Exons: 9
Coding region: 125-796 (223 amino acids)
Biological process (GO): calcium-mediated signaling
Molecular function (GO): kinase binding; calcium ion binding
Source: RefSeq, a predicted model, not a curated record